This is a messenger RNA of Danaus chrysippus (African queen), 384 nucleotides long. Lineage: Eukaryota; Metazoa; Arthropoda; Insecta; Lepidoptera; Nymphalidae. The record is from the annotation of a GenBank genome assembly.
UUGGACGAUCAGUUGGACGAUCAGUUGGUCGACCAGUUGGACGAUCAGUUGGUCGAUCAGUUGGUCGACCAGUUGGUCGAUCAGUUGGACGAUCAGUUGGUCGAUCAGUUGGACGAUCAGUUGGUCGAUCAGUUGGACGAUCAGUUGGUCGACCAGUUGGACGAUCAGUUGGACGAUCAGUUGGUCGACCAGUUGGACGAUCAGUUGGACGAUCAGUUGGACGAUCAGUUGGUCGAUCAGUUGGUCGAUCAGUUGGUCGAUCAGGUGGUCGAUCAAUUGGACGAUCAGUUGGACGAUCAGUUGGUCGAUCAGUCGGUCGAUCAGUUGGACGAUCAGUUGGACGAUCAGUUGGACGAUCAGUUGCCCAACCAGUUGCCCGACUAG